Rhododendron vialii is the source of this 3824-nucleotide messenger RNA. Its product is annotated as inactive TPR repeat-containing thioredoxin TTL3. Lineage: Eukaryota; Viridiplantae; Streptophyta; Magnoliopsida; Ericales; Ericaceae. The transcript has 7 exons. The record is from RefSeq and is a predicted model, not a curated record. Gene Ontology annotation, cellular component: cytoplasm. Gene Ontology annotation, molecular function: protein binding. The coding region runs from base 1228 to 3348 and encodes 706 amino acids.
AGGAGACAAAGAACUGAUGUAUCCAGAAUAGCCUGAACAAAAUGAAAAUUCUGCCCAUUUUUUAGUCAUUUGUCCUAAAUUAAGUGCAUCGUCUUUUUAUUGUGAGUGUGUGUGAGCUCUUGUUAGCGUUGCAUUCUAUAUUUUUGGAUUAAACAUUCCUAUCGACAGGAGAUAUUUAAAAAUGAAAAAAUUACGAUCAAAUGCUAAAUUUUUUUUCUCCAAGGACGCAAACAAUUUUUAAAAAAACAGCUUUUGAGUUAUUUUUUUUAUCUUGUUGAAAUUUUUAAAAGUUUGCUCUAUACUUUUAUUUCUCCGAUGAGACAAAUGUUCAAUUCUAAAUAUUAGGACAACAAAUUAAAACCAAGCAUGAAAAGAAGUCAAUGUCUUAAAAACUUCGUCCAAGCGCAUUAGAUAGUAAGUUCGAGGAUGUCAUUUCUGAAAGAAAGAGAGAGAGAGGAGGUUAGGAGUUAGGACGAAGAAGUCAAUGAGUUGGAGGUCAAAGGGGGACAGGCAAUCUAGGUGAACUCCUCCUCUUUGUCUUUCUCAUUAGUCUAUAUUUAGUAGUUAAAGAAAUUGAAUACAAUAAAUUCUCCAACAUCAAAUGGGGGAAGGUUAUGUGCCUCUCUCUCUCUCUAAAAUACUAGAGAUCCUCAUUCCCUCCUAGACCGUGUUUCUUGGCUACCCACUUCCCACCACACAACCAAAACACCAACAAAAUAAUAGAAUCAAGAAAAAGAGAAGAAAAAAAAAUGAUCUGAAACCAACUUGCCUUACACUAAAACAACCCCUAAAACAUUACACUUUCUUUCUUUUGCAAUUUUUCUUUUCUUGUCAUUCUCUCAUGCCAUCUUCACCAAACAGAAGGAGAGAAAGGGAAGAAAAAGAGUUUAUUUUUUGUUGGGCAGCCACUUCACGAGGCUUUGAUAUCUCCUAGGUACAUAGCCUCUGGCCCCAAUCAAUCUUUCUCUCUCUCUUUCUUUUGUUUUAUUCUCUUUUCUUUUUCAUAACAUGGGUCCUCUACAUUGUUGCUAAAAUGGAUUGAACCAAAUUUUCUUGCCCAUUGCCUUGUCAUUUCAACUUCUCUGUCUUUCAUUUUCUUGCCCUGGAAGAUGCCCUGCAUGUUAUUUGAUUGAAACUCAUUCCUCAGAUACCAUUCUCUCCCACAAUCACUGAUUCCUUUCCAUUUUACAAUUUGAUUUGAGAAUCUAGAAAACCUUCUUACAUGAAAUGGAAGAAUCUCCAGAGAGAAAAUCCGGUUGUGGCCUAUUAAGUGCAGUUUUCGGUCGCCGUAACAUAUGGCCAAGGAGAACCACUUCCACAGGAUCACUCCACACGGCAAACAAUGCCAACAACAUCGUCCGUGUCCCGAGCACCCCCAUUUCAAAGCGACGACGUGGUGACUCUGACGAGGCCACCUUCCUUGAAACAUCCAGCGCCCCGUCGGAUUCGUCCCCAAAACAAGUAGACCGGAUCAUUGCUCGGCCCGGGCCCAACCAUCCUAAGGUCCCACCUUCAUAUCAAAAUUAUAAUCAACAUCAACAAUACCAACAAAAUCAAGGCAUGGGGAAAAGUGCUGCACCUCUCCAAGGAUAUGCCCAAGGGAGGCGGGCACCACAGGGGUCUACCGGAAUAUCCGGUGAGCUCGAAAGUAUGAUGACUGAUCACCAACGGUCCAAGGAGGCAAAUAGUCUGGUCCGCGCUUCGUCGGGCAACGUAAUGUUGUUUGGGCAUUUAGGUAAUUUGAGACAACCGGGAGGUGGUGGUGGCAAUUUGACCUCAAACAAUGUGCUUGAUUACCUACCGAAAACGGCAAGAGAGGACCCGGAGCAGGCCCACAUUCCUUCUGUAGUGGGAAAUGUGGGGACGAAACCGAACGAGGAUUCGGAAAAACAGCCGCCACCAACUUCCUUGUGUAGGGCGCUGUCGACAAGGAUGGAUCCGGAGCAGUUGAAGAUUAUGGGGAAUGAGGAUUACAAGAAUGGGAGGUUUGCUGAGGCCUUAGCUUUGUAUGAUGCAGCUAUUUCUAUUGAUCCAAACAAGGCCUCGUAUAGGAGUAACAAGAGUGCGGCAUUGACUGCUCUGGGUAGACUUCUUGAGGCUGUUUUUGAAUGCAGAGAAGCUAUUAGGAUGGAACCCUUUUUCCAGAGAGCUCAUAAUCGUUUGGCAACACUUUACGUCAGAUUAGGAGAAGUAGAGAAGGCCAUGUAUCACUAUAAACAUGCUGGUGCGGAAUCCGACCCUGAUGUCUUGACUAAAGCUAAAAAUCUUCAGGUUCAUUUGAGUAAGUGCACUGAGGCUAAGAAGCAGCGAGAUUGGAACACAGUACUGAAAGAAACCAGGCUCGCCAUAUCGGCUGGUGCUGAUUCUGCACCACAGAUUUUUGCAUUGCAAGCUGAGGCCUUGCUGAAGCUCCGUAGGCCCCAAGACGCGGAUGAAGCAUUGAAAAAGGGACCAAAUUUUGACAUAGAUGAGUGCACUAAAUUCUUUGGCCCUAUUGGUAGUGCUAGUCUGUUGGUGAUCCGGGCUCAAGUUGACAUGGCUGCCGGCAGAUUGGACAAUGCUGUGGAGGCAGCUCAACGGGCAGCUCGGCUUGACUCGAACAACAAGGAAGUGAAUAUGGUGGCUAGGAGGACACGAGCUGUGGCGAUGGCUCGAUCAAACGGUAACGAGCUCUUCACUGAGAAAAGAUACUCGGAGGCUUGUGUUGCUUAUGGUGAGGGGCUCAACCAUGACCCAUACAAUGCGGUCUUGCUGUUGAACCGAGCCACUUGCCGAGCCUACCUUGGGCAGUUGGAGAAAUCAAUUGAGGACUGCACAGCUGCGCUUAACUUGCGACCAUCUUAUGCAAAGGCCAAAUUAAGAAGAAUCGAUUGCUAUAUCAAGUUGGAGAAAUGGGAAGCUUGUAUACAAGAUUAUGAGGAGAUGAUAAGGGAGACACCAGAAGACGAGAAGCUGGUCCAGGGCUUGAAGGAUGCACAAUUGCAGCUCAAGAAACAGCGAUGUGAAGAUGUUAGUGAUGUGAAGGUUGGUGGCACUCAUGAUGUGGUCUCCAUAUCGAGCAACGAGCAUUUCAGAGACCGAGUAACAUCGCCUGGUGUAAUUGUUGUCUUAUUUUGUAACAAGCCUGGGGACAAUGGGACAUUACAGUUUUUGGAGCAACUUCGAAAGAAAUACCCCUCAGCUAACUUCUACAAGGUGGAGGUUGAGGAGCACCCUUCCAUAGCCAAAUCUGAGGGUGUUAGCUCAUUGCCGGCUUUCAAAAUAUUCAAGAACGGUUCAAGAGUGAAAGAAAUUCCAGGUGACAAUCACGAAUUGUUGGAGAGCUCUGUAAAAUACUAUACCACAUGAUUCAGGUGGAUAUGGAAAGCAGUUUUGAUAUCAAGUCUCCUAUCCAGAGUGUCAAAUCAAUGUGCCAGAGAUGACACAAAGGGGGCUGAAAAUCUUGUUUUUAUGUCAUACAGUACGACCCCAGAAUUUUCACCGGUUAGUAUCCGGAACGUAGAACCUUUGGACUAGAUUCUAUCUAGGUUCGACAAUGAAUCCAAAAUCUACCGCAUGCAUCUCACUUCUGUGUAGUUUUGUUGAUUAAAAUUCCGAGUACGUAUCAUUCGUGUUGCACUGUGAAGGAAAGUAAAGUCGAAAGGAAAUAGGGUUCGUUCGUGUUUGCUGGCACAGGUCUUUUUUAGCAUGAAAGAGUGCAGGACUGAAUCGAAGCAAUCGAAUGGAUUUAAGAGGGAUGAGCGAUAGACGUGUGUGUGUGAAUGUAACCUAGUUUUUUACGUAUGUAAUUGAUUCAUUUGUGGAUUGGAUCCAUUGUUACUCUC